Messenger RNA from Caenorhabditis angaria, 924 nucleotides. The record is from the annotation of a GenBank genome assembly. Lineage: Eukaryota; Metazoa; Nematoda; Chromadorea; Rhabditida; Rhabditidae.
AUGUCUCAUUUCAAGAUUCUCAUUUGUCUCGUUUCGAUUUUCAGCUAUGAUUUUGUAUUCGCUUGCAGUUCUUCGGAUUACGGUAAGCAAAAAGGGCUUCUCAAGUUCGAGUUUGCAGUUUGGAGUGAAAAUGAAAAAAUCAGAACAAUUAAAAAAUCGAAAAAUUUCAGAUCAAGUAGUAACAAUAAAAGGAAUGAAUCUACCAUUUCCAUUUGUUUAUACAACUUCUUCAAUCGAUGGAAUAUCAGCUGCCACGUCAUCAAGUGAAGCACUCAAAAAUAUUCAGGAAUUCGGCCAAAAUGUUAUAAAUAGCUUGCUGAGAGUUACCCUAACUGAACUCGGAUACACUUCUUAUCUUAUUGAUUCGAUUCUUUCCAGUCUUGAUGUCACGGUUUGUUUUUUUUUCUAGAAAUUCAAGAAUUAAUCCGAAAAUUUUUUCAAUUUUCUAGGUGUCCUCUGAUUACCAACCACUUUCAUGUGCCAAUUUCAUCGCCUUAUUCGAAGCUUCUGCAACAACUGCGGCGCCAGUCGUAAAUACAAAUCGAAAAGGAACAUGGUGUCUUUAUACAACAGAUAAUGUGGUCACCAAAAUUUGUCCAAAUCAAGUGAGCAAUAUUUUGUUUUUGAAAAAAAAACAAUUGGGCUUUUAUAAAUAACUUUUCCAGGGAAAUACAAGUUCAACUUGCGUUGCUGAAACAAUUUCACUUCCUUCAAAUGUCACAACUAUUAAUUUUGAUUUCAUUGUAAGUUAUAAUAACUCUAAAAAUCUCUAAUUGUUUAUAUUUUCAGCCUGGCUUCCUUGCUGCUCAACCCACCAAAUUCUGGAAAACCUUGAAGAGCUCUUUGGAAACUCAAUUGAAAACUGGACCUUAUUCAUCAGCUUUUCAAUCGGCCACAGUUGAUUUCAAAAAAUCAUCGACUUAA